UGUAACGUCAGCGCGCUGAGUACGGGCUGGCUGUGCCGCUGCUGCUGUGGCUAAGGGCGGAAGAAGUAAUCAUCAACAGUGCUGUUUCUUUCGAAGACCAAUGAAAUGUCGAUAAAAUGGAGCAGCAGGUUAAAAAGUAAUAGAUGGAACUCGUCCUGAAUGACAGUGUGGGAUGCAUUUUUGACAAAUGCUUUUCAUUGCUGCCUUUAUCUUUGGGGUGCCUACUGUGUGGUUGCUGGUGUUGCUUUGCUGUGAUAUCUGCAACAGGUCAAAGGGUCAAAAAAGAUCGUUCUUCAGUCUUCUGAGCCAUUACCUGAUUCACAGGGCUGCAAGUUUCCAGAGUGUUUUGCAGCGACAGAGACUUGAACAGAACACCAAGAACAUUCUGCAUGUGCAGCAAAGCACUCUUCAGCACAGGAUCCGCAGGAACAGAAAUACUGAGUAUGGCAAGUUGUACCAAUUCUCUAAAAUCACGGAUCGUGAGACAUUUCGUAAUCUUCACCCACUGACACGUUAUGUCCAUUAUAAAGAAUACAUUGAGCGAAUUAGCAAAGGGGAAGAAAAUGUGCUGAUUUCAGAGAGGCCAAGUAUCCUGUCUAGGACAUCAGGAACUUCAGGCUCUUAUGCCACAUUGCUGAACACAAGGGAGACAAUGAACGAUUUCCAUCAGGCCUUUGGAGUAGUCUUUCACUCAAUACUUGAUGUCUACCCACGGACUAGAAAUUUACAGUGGACUGCAGCUUUUUAUUAUUCCCCUAACUGGAUGAAAUCGGAAUCAGGAAUUCCAAUUGGCUCCAAUUUCCCCUCUCUCAUGACUUCCAUGCUCAGUUUGACAAUGUAUUCAACACCAGCGGCUGGAUUUGAAAUUGCGACUGAACCUGAGGCAUUGUAUGUUCACCUACUUUUUGCCCUGAAACAUAGAACCUUGGGAAUGCUGGAGGCGAACUUUGCUUCCACAGUUUAUCACAGUUUUACUUUAUUACAGAACAAGUGGGAGCAACUGAUUGAGGACAUUAGGCUGGGUCGCGUCAAUCCCAAGCUGAAGAUUACUAGUGAUGUUCGCCUGAAGCUUGAGGCUCAGUUAAAGCCUGAUCCUCAAAGGGCCUCCGAGUUGGCUGCAGAGUUUGAGAUUGGAUUUCGUGGGAUUGCCCGUCGAGUGUGGCCCCACCUUAACUUGGUGCUUUCUGUGGAUUCUGGCUCACAUGAAUUGUAUGGAAGUCGCCUGAAAUGCUUCUACUGUCAAGGGGUCCCUAUUUACUCUCCAGUUUAUGCAGCCACUGAAGGACUCAUUGGUGUGAACCUAUGGCCAGAGAAGGAAAAACGGCAUUACCUCUUAUGUCCACACUCGAUGUUUUUUGAAUUUAUUCCUGUUGAUCUCUGCAGUGAAGAACAGCCACAAACUCUGUUUCUGGAUGAAGUGAAGGAAAACGAGUUAUAUGAACUGGUAAUCACAAAUGCUUCUGGUUUGUACAGAUAUCGGAUGGAGGAUAUCAUCAAGAUAGUGGGUUUUCACAAUCAGUGCCCAGUCAUUGAAUUUAAAUACAGAUGGGGCCAGUUGUUAAAUGUCAGGGGAGAGAAAAUCCUGGAGGAAACCUUCUAUCAAACACUACUGCGAGCCGUUAGCCUGUGGCCUGGGGCAGUGCUCCUUGAUUACUGCUGUGUAGAGAGUGGCCUUUUAGGAUCAUUUUGUGGCAGCUCAGAUCCUCACUAUGAGGUUUUUGUUGAAAUAAAAGGGGUCAGAAACUUAUCAGAGGAUCAGCGUUACAAGCUGGAUCAAUGCCUUCAGGAGGAUUCAGAGCUGUACCAGUCAUUUAGACGCAAAGGUAGCAUUGGACCAGUGAGAGUUCAUAUUGUGGCACCAGGCAGCUUCAAAGAGUUGAUGGAUUUUAUCAUUGCAAAUGUAGGUACUUCCUGCAGUCAGUUCAACAUGCAUCGUAUUCUGAGGAAAAAAGAAUUUUUAAACUUUAUUCAAAGAAAAGUAAUUUCGUAAAAUCUUUGCUCAUACAUUAUAUUACUCUUAAAUUUGUC
Molecule: messenger RNA, 2028 nt
Organism: Rhincodon typus (whale shark)
Lineage: Eukaryota; Metazoa; Chordata; Chondrichthyes; Orectolobiformes; Rhincodontidae
Gene: ghdc
Product: GH3 domain containing
Exons: 9
Coding region: 188-1990 (600 amino acids)
Cellular component (GO): cytoplasm
Molecular function (GO): acid-amino acid ligase activity
Source: RefSeq, a predicted model, not a curated record